GUUGUAUUUUCAGCUAAUAUGCUCCUCUGGGGGACUGUGUGAUAAUUAUUUGUAAGGUAACAAUGAUAUUCUUAUUUUCCUUGCCUAACCGCUCUACGUUUUGUUUUGUCUGGUGCUUUCCGAGAUUUUACAUUGUACACCUCAGGGAAAUAGCGCCGUAGUGGUGUGUGUGUGCGUGGACACGGCCGUUAGAAUGUCGCGUUACCCUACGCUGUGCAACAACGGUUACGAGCUGGGCCGUACGAUCGGCACCGGCGGCUUCGGUAAGGUAAAAUUGGCCACGCACACUCUGACCGGCGAAAAGGUGGCCGUCAAGAUCAUGGACAAGACCAAGCUGGGCAAGGACUUGCCGCGCGUCAAGCUCGAAAUCAGUGCGCUCAAGACGCUGUCGCACCCCAACAUCUGCAAACUGUACCAGGUGAUCGAGACCGAAACUCAUUGUUACGUCGUCAUGGAAUACUGUUCGGGCGGCGAACUGUUCGAUCACAUCGUCGAGAAGAGCCGGCUGAGCGAAAUGGAAUCCAGACGGUUUUUCAGGCAAAUCAUAUCGGCCGUAUCGUAUUUGCACGACAAAGGCUAUGCCCACAGAGAUUUGAAACCGGAAAACGUGCUUUUGGACAAAGACCAAAAUCUGAAACUCAUCGAUUUCGGCCUUUGUGCAAAACCACAAGGCGGUAUGGAAAGUCUGUUGUUGACGUCUUGUGGAUCGCCGACGUAUGCCGCCCCCGAACUCAUUAAAGGUGUAAAGUAUCAUGGAUCCGAAGUGGACAUUUGGAGUAUGGGUGUCAUACUGUAUGCUUUGUUAUGUGGAUGUUUACCAUUCGAAAGUGAUAACAUCGAUGAACUCUUUAGGAAAAUCAUGAAAGGUAAAUAUGGCGAGCCAGGCUGGCUGUCGUUGGGUAGUAAGCGUUUACUAAGACGAAUGUUGUGUGUAGAUCCAUUACACCGUAUACGAAUUAAAGAGUUAAUUAAUGACCCGUGGGUCAAACUGGGAUUCGGCUGUCCGCCACAGACUUCUUCUUUGAACGGUGAUCAAAUAAAAGACAACGAAUGUCUGGAUGUCAUGAGUCAAUAUUACAAUAUUGACAGGGACGUCUUGUGGGAACGCCUGUCCAAAUGGAAAUACGACAGCGAUAGUGCCACUUAUUUAUUGUUAAUGAAUCAGAAAAAGUCUGGCGAUCCAAUACGUUUAAAGAAAAAAGAAUUGCCCAAGCCUCAAGAAUAUGUUAUAAGGAGACCCGUGGCUUUGCACACUCCUAGUCAAGAAAACCGAAGGGUUGUUGGCCGUGCAGUCCGAAGAAAGUUGGAAGAAGCGAAUCCGACUAUACCUACAAAAAUCAAACGAAAUUCCAACAUUGAAACUCCACAGCAAAGCACCUCGACACAAAGUAGCCCGGGCGGUAAGAUACUUGAUUCGCUCGAAAAGAAAUUGGGUUUUGAUCGGGUUAGAAAAGCUCUUACUCCACGGCGUCGAAAUGUUGCUCAGCCGCAGAGAAAACCUGAAGUAUUGAAUUUAAAAAAAGACUUGUGUAACAUAUCGACAACGGUGUGUAAGGAUCCGGAAAAAGUGUUGGACCAACUAGAAGACGCGUUGGUUAAGAAGAAUGUAAUUUGCACAAGAAAGGGCUUUGUGCUCAGAGGCAAACUGAAAAGCGACAUGGAUGAAAAGUUAAAAUUAUCCUUCGAACUAGAGAUCUGUAUGGUGCCUUCAAUGAACAAAGAUAAUGGAUGUGUUGUAGCCAUCCAAAGAAAGCGUCUUAAAGGCGAUUCGUGGAUGUACAAAAAAAUAUGCGAAGAAAUUCUAAAUUUUACUGCAAAAUGUGAUACAAUUCAAGAAUAAACAAAUAUUCGUUUAUAUCUAACUGUAGAAUUAUUUUUAUUACUAUUAUUUUUUUUUUUGACAAUAUAAUAUCUUUAAGUUGUGCUUAAAUCUAAAUAUUGAAUUCAACAGAGUUGUGAUCGAUUAAGUUAUAAAGUUUAAAACUAUAAUUUGGCUAUUUCAAGUUGACAAAAUUAAUUUUUCGAUAUUUAUUAUACUGUAUUCUGUUAUGUGAAAUAUUUAAUUAUUUUGAAAGUUGACUAACGUGUAAAUAUUAAAAUAAAUUUUACGCUUAAAUUAAUAUUUACUAAAACAUAAACCAGGGUUGCUAUUUGUUAGUAUACACUCUUCGUUGUUAUGCUAUGCCUAAAUUAUAAUA
This is a messenger RNA of Adelges cooleyi (spruce gall adelgid), 2198 nucleotides long. RefSeq names its product maternal embryonic leucine zipper kinase-like. Lineage: Eukaryota; Metazoa; Arthropoda; Insecta; Hemiptera; Adelgidae. Bases 194 to 1840 code for a protein of 548 amino acids. The record is from RefSeq and is a predicted model, not a curated record. Gene Ontology annotation, biological process: protein phosphorylation; microtubule cytoskeleton organization; intracellular signal transduction. Gene Ontology annotation, molecular function: protein serine/threonine kinase activity; ATP binding; tau-protein kinase activity. The transcript has a single exon. Gene Ontology annotation, cellular component: cytoplasm.